Messenger RNA from Cuscuta campestris, 1314 nucleotides. The record is from the annotation of a GenBank genome assembly. NCBI's taxonomy places the organism in Eukaryota, Viridiplantae, Streptophyta, Magnoliopsida, Solanales, Convolvulaceae.
UAUUAAAGCUAGAAAAAAAAAAGAAAGAAAAAAAUCAUGGCUUUCUCUUCUUUUUCUGCCUAUUUAGAUCAUCCAAAUUUUCACCAGUUGCAGCAAUCUGGUCUUCAUCAAGGCGGAGCCGGAGACGGCGGCGGCGGCUUAUUAGAAAAUCCGGAGCUUCCGAAUGGACUGACGACUCAACCGCCAUCUUUGGUGGGAGGCGGUCUGGGAUCGAUCCGGCCUGGCUCGAUGGUAGAUCGAGCCAGGCAGGCAAAGGUCCCGGUUCCGGAGGCCGGUUUGAAGUGUCCAAGGUGCGAGUCUACGCACACCAAGUUUUGCUACUUCAACAACUACAGCCUCACGCAACCGCGACAUUUCUGCAAGACCUGUCGCCGGUACUGGACCAGGGGUGGGGCUUUGAGAAACGUCCCGGUCGGCGGAGGCUGCAGGAGGAACAAGAGAAGCAAGGGCGCGAAUAACAACGGCUCGAAGCCCAGCUCGUCAGCCGGUGCCGGCGCUCCGAGCUUGGAGAAGGCGAAACCGGCGGCUGCAGAUGGCGGCAACAGCGGUGGAGGCUCAACAUCGCCAUGCGUAAGCCCUACAGACAUAGGUGGCGGCGGACAUUACCCACAACUGACACCGCCGCCACACGUCACUGCCGCCCACACUUUUCAAAACGCGAACCACUUCGAAGGAAGCAACAACGGGUUUCACCUGUCUCCGCUUGUGGUCACAAGCGGAGGCGGUGGUGGAGGAAUGGGGGAACUGGGUUUCCAGUUCCCCUAUUUAGGAGGAUACCAUGAGCUCCUUGGUUGUUCUUCCCACUCAAACAUAUACCCUAAUUUCCACAUGAUGAGUGAAGCAUCAGCUCCAAAGAUGGAGGAAAUGAGGCAAGGUUUGAAUUCAACAAAGCAUUUCUUGGGGACAUUAGAGAACAACAACAACAAUCACUAUUGGGGAUGGACCAGCUGUGGGGUCGGGUUUUCGGGCAUCAACGCGUCUUCUCCCACUACGCAUGACCUUCUAUGAUACGAUCAAAAUCGGUCACGCUCAUAUAUAGUUCGGAUCUUCUGUUACACUUUUCAUAUCUAAUGCGACUGUCACAUUUUUUUUCAGGAGAAUAUCACAACAUGAGACAUGAAAAGUGGGAAAGAAGAUCAUUAAUGUUGUUUGACAUAAGUCUUCAUUAUGUUUUGUGUUAAGCCAUGGGAUUGAGAGUGCAUAUGUGUAGUGUAUCCUUCUAAACUCUAUCACUAUAUCUUAAUUUUAUUUGGUUUACUAUAUAACGGAGUAAUUAUAUAUUUUCCUUUGUGAUAAUUAAUUAAUUAACAACGU